CCCAGCUCCUGCCUCUGCUGCUCACGCUCCUCCUCUGGUUCCCCACCCCCAGGCCGCCGCGGCCUGAUUAUCAACGUGUGGUCCGGCCAGGGGAGCCGUGUGCGCCUCGUGCUCCCAGGUCGGCGGUGUUGUUCCCGGCUCUAGCCAUGGAUAUGGAGCAAGUGAACGCGCUGUGCGAGGAGCUAGUGAAAGCGGUGACGGUCAUGAUGGACCCCAGCUCCACCCAGCGCUACCGGCUGGAAGCCCUCAAGUUUUGUGAAGAGUUUAAAGAAAAGUGCCCUAUCUGUGUCCCGUGUGGCUUGAGGUUGGCUGAAAUAACACAGACUGCCAUCAUCAGACAUUUUGGCCUUCAGAUCCUGGAACAUGUUGUCAAGUUUCGAUGGAACAGCAUGUCACGAUUGGAGAAGGUUUAUCUGAAGAACAGUGUCAUGGAGCUGAUCGUAAAUGGAACGUUGAAUAUUCUGGAGGAGGAGAACCACAUUAAAGAUGUUCUGUCCAGAAUUAUGGUAGAGAUGAUCAAACGAGAAUGGCCACAGCACUGGCCUGACAUGCUGUUGGAGCUGGACACUCUCUCCAGACAAGGGGAAACGCAGAGGGAGUUAGUGAUGUUUAUCCUUUUGCGGUUGGCAGAGGAUGUAGUGACCUUUCAGACACUUCCCACUCAAAGAAGAAGGGAUAUUCAGCAAACAUUAACGCAGAACAUGGAAAGAAUCUUCAGCUUUCUGCUCAGCACACUUCAGGAAAAUGUAAACAAGUACCAGCAAAUGAAGACUGAUGCUUCUCGGGAGGCGGAGGCUAAAGCAAACUGCCGAGUAAGCACCGCAGCACUGAAUACCCUGGCAGGCUAUAUUGACUGGGUGUCUCUGAAUCACAUUGUUGCUGAAAACUGCAAACUGCUGGAGACACUCUGCCUGCUUCUUAAUGAAGAGGAGCUGCAGUUGGGAGCGGCUGAGUGUCUGCUCAUUGCAGUCAGCAGAAAAGGCAAGUUGGAUGACCGGAAACCGUUGAUGAUUUUAUUUGGAGAUGUUGCUAUGCAUUAUAUUCUCUCCGCUGCACAGACUGCAGAUGGAGGAGGCUUGGAAGAAAAACACUACCUCUUCCUGAAGAGACUUUGUCAGGUGUUAUGUGCACUGGGCAAUCUUCUGUGUGCACUGCUGGGCUUAGAUGCUAAUAUACAAACACCAGUAAACUUUGGAAAGUACCUGGAAUCUUUUCUUGCUUUCACAACCCAUCCAAGUCAGUUUCUACGCUCUUCCACUCAUAUGACCUGGGGAGCCCUCUUCAGGCAUGAGAUUCUAUCCCGUGAUCCUUCGCUGUUAGCAAUAAUACCAAAAUAUCUUCGUGCAUCCAUGACCAACUUAGUUAAGAUGGGCUUUCCUUCUAAGACAGACAGCCCCAGCUGUGAAUAUUCUCGGUUUGACUUUGAUAGCGAUGAGGACUUCAAUGCUUUCUUCAAUGCCUCCCGAGCCCAGCAAGGCGAAGUGCUAAGAUGGGUGUGCCGCCUGGAUACUAAGACCAGCUUCCAAAUGGCCGCAGAGUGGCUCAAGUACCAGCUGUCGGCUCCUAUUGACACGGGACCUGUGAACUCGUGUUCUGCAGCUGGAGCCGGAGAGGGAGGCUACUGCUCCAUCUUCUCGUCAUCAUUUGUGCAGUGGGAAGCUAUGACUUUCUUUUUGGAAAGUGUGAUCAACCAUAUGUUUCGAACAAUAGACAAAGAAGAAGUCCCGGUGAGUGAUGGGAUAGAACUGCUGCAGAUGGUUUUGAACUUUGAGAUGAAGGAUCCUCUCAUCCUGUCCUGUGUCCUCACCAAUGUUUCCGCACUCUUCCCAUUUGUCACAUACAAACCUGAGUUACUGCCCCACGUCUUCUCCAAGCUAUUUUCAUCUGUUACUUUUGAAACUGUUGGAGAAAGUAAGGCCCCCAGGACUCGUGCAGUGAGGAAUGUGAGGAGACAUGCUUGUUCUUCCAUCAACAAGAUGUGUCGGGACUACCCUGACCUUGUUCUGCCCAAUUUUGACAUGCUUUAUAGCCAUGUGAAACAGCUCCUCUCCAAUGAGCUGCUCCUGACCCAGAUGGAGAAGAGUGCCCUCAUGGAAGCCCUGGUUCUCAUUAGUAACCAAUUUAAGAAUUAUGAGCGACAGAAGUUAUUCUUAGAAGAGCUGAUGGCACCAGUGGUCAACAUCUGGCUUUCUGAAGAAAUGUGCAGAGUGCUGACAGAUAUUGAUGCCUUCAUUGCCUAUGUGGGUGCAGAUCUGAAAGCCUGUGACCCAGCUGUGGAGGAUCCUUGUGGUGCAAACCGUGCCAGAAUAACCUUUUGUGUGCAUGGCAUUCUCGGGGUUUUGAGACGAACUAGCUGGCCUUCCGACCUAGAAGAGGCCAGAGCUGGGGGGUUUUUGGUGGGUUACACACCUAGUGGAAAUCCAAUCUUCCGUAACCCCUGCACAGAGCAGAUCCUGAGACUUCUUGACAAUUUGCUUGCCCUUGUAAGAACCCACAAUACUUUAUACACACCAGAAAUGCUAGCCAAAAUGGCAGAGCCUUUCACCAAAGUUCUGGAUAUACUUGAAUCUGAAAAAACAGCAAUAUUAGGAUUGCCUCAGCCUCUCUUGGAAGUCAACGAACACCCUGUCUACAAAAGUACUUUGGAAAGAAUGCAGCGUUUCUUUGGCAUCCUCUAUGAAAACUGUUACCAUAUCCUAGGGAAGGCAGGCCCUUCCAUGCAGCAAGAUUUCUACACUGUAGAGGACCUUGCUACACAGCUCCUUGGUUCAGCCUUCGUCAACUUGAACAAUAUUCCUGACUUCCGGCUCAAAUCUAUGCUUCGUGUCUUUGUGAAGCCCCUCGUGCUCUUCUGCCCCCCAGAACAAUAUGAGACCCUGAUCGCUCCCAUCCUUGGACCUCUCUUCACCUACUUCCACAUGAGACUUUCCCAGAAAUGGCACGUCAUCAACCAGAGGAGUGUGCUGUGUGGAGAGGAUGAGAUUGCAGAGGACAACCCUGAGUCUCAAGAAAUGCUGGAGGAACAACUGGUGAGGAUGUUAACCCGAGAAGUCAUGGACCUAAUCACGGCCUGCUGUGUGUCAAAGAAGACUGCUGAGCCCAGCGCUGCUCCCGCUGUGGAUGGAGAUGAUGAAGAGAUGAUGGCCACUGAAGUAACCCCUUCAUCCGCGGCAGAGCUCACAGACCUGGGCAAAUGCCUGAUGAAGCACGAGGAUAUUUGCACAGCACUGUUAAUUACAGCGUUUAGUUCUCUGACCUGGAAGGAUACUCUGUCUUGCCAGAGGGCAACCACACAGCUCUGCUGGCCUCUCCUCAAACAGGUGAUGUCUGGGACCCUGCUCGCAGAUGCUGUCACAUGGCUUUUCACCAGUGUGCUGAAAGGGUUACAGAUGCAUGGGCAGCACGAUGGGUGCAUGGCUUCCCUGGUCCACUUGGCCUUCCAGAUAUACGAGACACUGCGCCCCAGGUAUCUGGAGAUAAGAGCAGUGAUGGAGCAGAUCCCUGAAAUACACAAGGAGUCCCUGGACCAAUUUGACUGCAAGCUUUUAAACCCCUCCCUUCAAAAAACAGCUGAUAAACGCCGGAAGGACCACUUCAAACGCCUCAUUGCUGGCUGCAUUGGAAAACCGUUGGGAGAACAGUUUCGGAAAGAAGUUCACAUUAAGAACCUUCCCAUGCUUUUCAAAAAACCAAAACCAAUGCUGGAGACAGAAGUGUUGGACAAUGAGGGGGGCGGACUGGCCACCCUCUUUGAACCCUGAAUCAUGCUUUUGGGCAUCCUUCUUCGGCCUUGUUGUCAUCUCUUCUCCCUUUGUAGCUACUCUCUAGGCCCGUCUUGUACUGCCGCCUCACUUUCCACCGUGUCAGCCUGGACAAGAGUGGGCCCUGUGUGGGGCCCACGCCCUCCACUGAAGUACUGAGAAAAGCGAGUUAGGGCUUACACCAUUCCAUAGAGAUGUCCUAGGGGAUUGGCAUUCAACUUGCAAUUUUGGCUUUUCCAAGAAAAGCAGAAUACAGUGGCCUUCCCCCAGCAGCAGCACCAGCACAGACAGGAGAGGGUGCCGUGUCCAACACCACUGGCCAAACUUGCAAGGGCUCAGCCAGAUUGGCUUGGACUACAAGGGACCCAAUUGAGCCCCUUGCUGCUGGGCGGGCAGGGGUCCUUCACUACUCCUAGGGCGUGUUUGGCCUAGGUGCUACGUGCUGAACCGUCCUUAGCCAGUUCUUUUAUCCUUUUCUUAAGCAAGAAUCUGGUCACUUGGUGGGAUCCAUGGGACAGGCUUUUGCUAUGUACUGAGCACAGUAUCCGGGGACAAGAUCAGGACAGAGUUUAAGGAACACUGUGUUCCUUAAAAUGCACAUUCGCCCUUCUAUGAAUGGCCCUCAGGGGUUUCCCUAGCCUCGGGGCCUACUGAGCAUCACAUGACACCACUGGCAUCCAGACCUUGCAAGCUAGCCAGGUGCCUUUGAAAGUUUCUGAUGACUUGUCUCAAGGGUCGCUUUGUCUCUGGAAGAGACAUGCAGCAAGAUGGGUGUGAGAUCUGGCCCUGCCGGUUAGGAAAGGCAGGUCUGUGUGUGUGCACUGACAGGCACACAGCUAGGCCGUGGAGUGAAGGCUGGGCAAUGGGAACUAGUGCCAGGUCACUGUCCCUGCUGUGGCUAUCCUUCUUUGCCUGGUGCUUGGGGUCUACAGGUUGUCAAGGUGAUUUCAGUGUUUCCCUCCAAACUUGAUAGCUGCCUUCUCCUGUCUGGUUAGGGCUGUGGAGGAUGUAGUUGUAUUUAUUAUGUUGUAAUAUUUUUAACAUCCUAUGACUUCAUGUUAGAAAUUUUCUAUUGUUUAUAGAACCUUUUGUAGAAAUGCUAACUCUAAAGUACAUGCAUGUCAGUAAAAAUCUCCGUUUCAUACA
Messenger RNA from Arvicola amphibius (Eurasian water vole), 4907 nucleotides. It is a transcript of the gene Xpo5, whose product is annotated as exportin 5. Gene Ontology annotation, molecular function: RNA binding; nuclear export signal receptor activity; small GTPase binding. Bases 147 to 3761 code for a protein of 1204 amino acids. The transcript is spliced from 32 exons. Lineage: Eukaryota; Metazoa; Chordata; Mammalia; Rodentia; Cricetidae. Gene Ontology annotation, cellular component: nucleus; RNA nuclear export complex; cytoplasm. The record is from RefSeq and is a predicted model, not a curated record. Gene Ontology annotation, biological process: protein export from nucleus; RNA export from nucleus.